AACCGAGUGUCGCCGUGCACAGCCAGACCCCGCCAGCCACGGCCGCGCGUGGCUCUGGGGACUCGCGCGGAGGCACGAUGCUCCUGGCCAGCGGGAUCGGCGAGGCUCCGGCAGUCCCGGGCUGCUCGGAGAGUGGUGACGAAAGGAAGACUACGGAGGAGAAAAGUGACAUAAAUGCUGGAGCUCCUGUUGGAAGUGAACAAGUCAGCGAAGGUACAGAUGAAGGUGAUCUUCUGUCUUAUGUGUCUGCUUUCAUAGAAAAGGAAGUUGGAAAUGACCUAAAAUCUUUAAAGAAGCUUGGGAAACUCAUAGAACGAAUGACAGAAAGUAAAGUAAAAUUAGAAGAGCAGGUACUUACAAUUUCAUCAGAAAUUCCUAAAAGAAUUCAGAGUGCCUUACAAAAUGCAGAAGAAUCAAAACAACUUCUUAAUCAGUUUCUGGAACAAGAAACUCAUCUCUUCAGUUCCAUUAGUAGCCACCUGCUGACCUCGCAGCCCUGGAUGGAUGAUCUUGGGGCCAUGAUUAGCCAAAUCGAAGAGAUUGAAAGGCAUCUUGCCUACCUUAAGUGGAUUUCACAAAUUGAAGAACUGAGUGAUAAUAUUCAGCAAUAUCUGAUGACCAACAAUGUGCCGGAGGCAGCCUCUACCCUGGUGGCCAUGACACAGCUGGAUAUCAAGCUUCGGGAAUCAUCGUGUGCACAUCUUCUUGGCUUCAUGAGAGCCACGGUUAAGUUCUGGCACAAGAUUCUCAAGGACAAGCUUACAAGUGAUUUUGAGGAGAUUUUAAUCCAGCUUCACUGGCCAUUCAUUGCACCUCCGCAGUCUCAGGCCGUGGCUGUGAACCGGCCUGCCAGCAGUCCUGAACUCUGUGGCAACCUGGAGACGCUGUUUUGUCAGCUGCUGAAACUACAAACCUCAGAUGAAUUACUUACUGAGCCAGAACAACUGCCAGAGAAAUACUGUCUCCCUGCGUCACCUCCUGUCAUCCUGCCCAUCCAGAUCAUGCUGAGUCCCCUCCAGAAGAGGUUCCGUUACCACUUCCGUGGCAACCGGCAGACUAAUGUCAUAAGCAAGCCCGAAUGGUACCUGGCUCAGGUACUCAUGUGGAUCGGAAACCACACUCAUUUUCUGGAUGAGAAGAUUCAGCCAAUAUUAGAUAAAGCAGGCUCUGCAGUAAAUGCACGGCUUGAAUUUUCUCGGGGCCUUACGAUGCUGGUUCUUGAGAAGUUGGCCUCAGAUAUCCCUUGUCUGCUGUAUGAUGACAAUCUCUUCUGUCACCUGGUGGACGAAGUGCUCCUGUUUGAAAGGGAGCUUCACAGUGCUCACGGCUACCCAAGCACUUUUGCCAACUGUAUGUACAUCCUGUGUGAGGAGACCUGUUUUCAGCGAUGGUUGACUGUAGAGAGAAAAUUUGCUCUUCAAAAAAUGGACUCGAUGCUUUCAUCAGAGGCGGCCUGGGUAUCCCAGUAUAAGGAUAUCACUGAUGUGGAUGAAAUGAAAGUUCCAGAUUGUGCAGAGACUUUUAUGACUCUACUCUUGGUUAUAACUGACAGGUAUAAAAACCUCCCUGCAGCCUCCCGGAAGCUGCAGUUCCUGGAGUUACAGAAGGACCUGGUGGAUGACUUCAGGAUACGGUUGACACAGGUGAUGAAGGAGGAGACCAGGGCCCCACUGGGCUUUCGGUACUGUGCAAUCCUCAAUGCUGUGAAUUACGUCUCGGUGGUGCUCGCAGACUGGGCUGACAACAUUUUUUUCCUGCAGCUUCAGCAGGCAGCGUUGGAGGUGCUGGCAGAGAGUGAUGCGCUCAGCAAGCUGCAGCUGGGACAGCUGGCCUCCAUGGAAAGCUCCGUCUUCGAUGACAUGGUCAACCUCUUAGAGCGCUUAAAGCACGACAUGCUGGCCCGUCAAGUAGACCACGCUUUUAGAGAAGUUAAAGAAGCUGCAAAGCUGUACAAGAAAGAAAGAUGGCUGUCCUUGCCAUCCCAGGCGGAACAGGCGGUGAUGUCACUGUCCAGCUCGGCUUGCCCAUUCUUGCUUACGUUACGGGACCGUUUGCUGCAACUGGAGCAGCAGCUGUGCUUCUCCUUAUUUAAAAUGUUCUGGCAGAUGCUGGUGGAGAAGCUGGAUGUGUACAUUUAUCAGGAAGUCAUUCUUGCUAAUCACUUCAACGAAGGCGGAGCAGUCCAGCUGCAGUUUGAUAUGACUCGGAAUCUCUUCCCCUUAUUUUCUCGCUAUUGCAAGAGGCCAGAAAAUUAUUUUAAACAUGUGAAAGAAGCCUGCAUUGUUCUGAAUUUGAACAUCGGCUCUGCAAUGCUUCUGAGAGACAUGUUGCGGACAGCUUCCGGUCAGCCUUCUGCCGUGGCAGCACUGAAUGAAGUUGGGAUUUAUAAAUUGGCUCAACGAGAUGUUGAGAUUUUACUUAACUUGAGGACAAACUGGCCUAACAUGGGAAAAUAAUGGGUCUUUCAGAAGAAGGUGGUUUUGGGGUUUUCUUUCUUUUUUUUUUUUUUUAAAGAAAAAGGCAGUUGGAUUUCAAGUUGUAUGAUGAAGUUGUGAAUUAAUGAAACUGGACAAAUGAAAACUUUUCAGAAUCAUUUAUUAGUGUGGAUUUUUUGGUGUCACUAAAAUGCCUUCCAUAUUUUCCAAGUCCUCAUGUUCCUAAGAAAAUCAAAAAACAGAAAACUCAGAAACUAUGAAAACUCAGAUUCCAUUUACAAAUAUAAUGGUGCAUUUGUGUGUUGAAAUGAAAUACAAAAGCAAAAAUAAAUUAUAUUCAACUUUUAGACUCCUGUGCUAAUUAAAGGAAUAUUAUAGAUAACCAAACAUGGCCAACAAAAUUUUUUAAGCUACUUAAGAAUACAGAGUUUCAGGCCGGGGAUGUAGCUCAGUAGUUCUGUGGCCAGCCUCACAAACACAAGGUCCUGAGUUUGAUUCCCGGUACCAAAAAGAAAAAAAGAAUGCAGUUUCUUGUAUCCAGGUUAGGAGUUCACUGUCUUUCUAUAAGAAAACAUGUUAAGAAAUGGUGGCUAAGAAAGGGCUCUACAGAAAUGUUCUUCCACUUAAAAUACUUCCUUGUUCCAUUUAGUUGAGUGGCAACCUUUCUCCUUCAAACGAAACAUUUAGGGCCACAGUC
This is a messenger RNA of Fukomys damarensis (Damara mole-rat), 3132 nucleotides long. RefSeq names its product RAD50 interactor 1 (gene Rint1). The record is from RefSeq and is a predicted model, not a curated record. The coding region runs from base 78 to 2456 and encodes 792 amino acids. The transcript has 15 exons. Gene Ontology annotation, cellular component: Dsl1/NZR complex. NCBI's taxonomy places the organism in Eukaryota, Metazoa, Chordata, Mammalia, Rodentia, Bathyergidae. Gene Ontology annotation, biological process: regulation of ER to Golgi vesicle-mediated transport; retrograde vesicle-mediated transport, Golgi to endoplasmic reticulum; endoplasmic reticulum to Golgi vesicle-mediated transport.